AUGACUUCGACCGUCUCAAGUAACGCUUGCCCUCAAGACCUAGCUCAUGACAACCUUGCUCCUCUCAUCAGCACACUAGGAUGGAUCGAAGCAGCAUUGGCCAUCAAGACCAUCGUGGCUCGGUUUCUGGUCCAGAAAUUCGUUGUCGGCAAGAUUGAGUGGAACGAUUGGAUAAUGCUCUUUGCUCUGGUAUGCCUCAACCCGGAAGACGGCAUCAUCGCCCUAAAGUGGGAAUUUCUCGCUCAGCCUGCUGGUAUCAUGAGUCCGGCCUUCGCCAGAAUUGCCUUCUGCAUGUAUAUGCUCAAGUUUAUCGGCACCAGCAAGCGUAAGCGAAACCUGUGCUACUUCAUCAUGGUGUCGCAGCUUGUUAUCAACAUUGGGACCAUGAUAGAAGUGCUCAUUUCAUGUGAGCAUCUUGCUCAGCUCUGGGACUUCAGACUGCAAGGCCGCUGCUGGAGUCCAAAGGUUCAGGCCUAUCUCGGCUUCUUUCAAGGAGCUUGGAACUCGACCUCUGACUUGGUUCUUACCAUCCUUCCGGUAAUGAUCAUCAGAAAUCUCAACAUGGAAUUGCGGACUCGAAUCGCUUUAUGCGUUGUCCUUGGCCUAAGUGUCCUGGCCAUGAUUGCAUGCAUUGUCAAGACGGUUGAGCUGAGAUCUCUGGGUGACCGCGUUGAUUUCACGUACAACACAGCCAAUUUUGUCAUCUGGUUCACUAUUGAGGAAUACAUCGUCAUCAUCGCUGCUUCGAUCCCAACGAUACGACCACUUGCAUUGAGAUUGUCGCAGAAGUGGAAGAAUCGUACGCCAAAUGGCUCUGCGGACCAUGGCCACCGGCGUGCCAGGCCUUCGAGCAUUCCAGUUCAGGUGGAUCAAGAUCACUCGAAUGACCUAUCCUGGAGCAGCGCCUCUCCGGAAAUCGUAAGGCUCAACACACCCUCACCAGAUGACAGCGCAGGGAAAUUGGAGGUUGAGAGCCCGUAUGUGCACCCAUCUCCAAAAAGUCCGCCGCCACCCAAUACCAUCCGCAAGACCAUUUCCGUCGUCAUCAAUUCGGAAAGCAUGGAUGAGGACCUACAGAAAGUGCGCGGAGUGUCAACGAUUGUCUCUGCAGGUCCGGUCACACCUGAGCCGCAAUCAGCCGCGCCAUACAACUCCUGGCCUUUUCCAGGCGAAGAAGAGGAAAGCAAGAGCAAAUAA
Cyphellophora europaea CBS 101466 is the source of this 1197-nucleotide messenger RNA. RefSeq lists its product as uncharacterized. Bases 1 to 1197 code for a protein of 398 amino acids. The record is from RefSeq and is a predicted model, not a curated record. The transcript is spliced from 3 exons. NCBI's taxonomy places the organism in Eukaryota, Fungi, Ascomycota, Eurotiomycetes, Chaetothyriales, Cyphellophoraceae.